Molecule: messenger RNA, 7686 nt
Organism: Aspergillus alliaceus
Lineage: Eukaryota; Fungi; Ascomycota; Eurotiomycetes; Eurotiales; Aspergillaceae
Product: type I polyketide synthase
Exons: 6
Coding region: 1-7686 (2561 amino acids)
Biological process (GO): fatty acid biosynthetic process; secondary metabolite biosynthetic process
Molecular function (GO): fatty acid synthase activity; oxidoreductase activity; 3-oxoacyl-[acyl-carrier-protein] synthase activity
Source: RefSeq, a predicted model, not a curated record
AUGAAUGGAAUCAGUGGAGCACAUGGAGGCUCUCACGAUCGCGAGGACCCCGAUAGGGCAGCCAUCGUGGGAAUGGCCUGCCGCCUUCCAGGUAUGGUAGAUAGCCCGAGUCGUCUAUGGGAGUUGUGUGCUCGUGCUAGAAGCGCAUGGUCGGAAGUCCCAGAGUCUCGCUUCAAUGCUGCAGGAUAUUACCAUCCGACGCCUGGACGGUCCGGGUCGUUCAAUUACAAGGGUGGCCACUUUUUGGGCGAAGAUGUUGGCCUAUUCGAUGCACCGUUUUUCAAUGUGACGAUGAAAGAAGCCCAGUCCAUGGACCCGCAGCAACGUAUCCUUCUCGAAUGUACAUAUGAAGCUCUCGAAAAUGCCGGUAUUGCGAAGAAGUCUCUGUCGACGCAGCGGGUAGGUGUCUUUAUUGGCGGAUCGGCCUCGGAAUAUAAUACGAGAAACCUGAAGGAUCCAGAAACCAUCCCGAUGUUUCAGGCAACUGGUGGCACAAUGUCGAUGCAGGCGAAUCGCAUCUCGUACUAUUUCAACUUCAAGGGUCCUAGCGUUUCGGUGGAUACAGCCUGCUCUUCUAGCUUAUCUGCAUUGCAUUUAGCGUGUCAGAGCUUGAAAUCCGGAGAAUCAGAUAUCGCGAUUGUUGGUGCAUGCCAUCUCAACUUGCUAGCUGAGCAGUCGAUCUCUAUGGCGCUGUCAAGACUAUUCUCGGAGAGCGGACGAUGUUAUGCCUUUGACCAUCGGGCGUCUGGUGGGUUUGGCCGCGGCGAAGGCUGCGGAUGUAUUAUUAUCAAGCCAUUACAUGCGGCCAUCCAAACGAACGAUGCGAUUCGGGCGGUCAUUGUGGGUACUGGAGUGAACCAAGAUGGUCGAACACAGGGCAUCACCCAACCGAGCAGCGCUGCCCAGGAGGAGCUUAUACGAGCUGUUUACGCGUCGGCCGGUAUCGACCCUUCAGAGACAGGAUAUGUCGAGGCACAUGGAACGGGGACCAAAAUUGGAGAUCCGCUGGAGGCCACAGCCCUGCACGCUGUGUUUGGCGGAGGACGAACAUCACGACGUCCAUUGUAUAUAGGUUCCGUAAAGUCCAAUGUGGGCCAUGCCGAAUCAGCCAGCGGUGUAAUUUCGAUUAUCAAAACGGCUAUGAUCCUGGAGAGGGAGUUGAUACUGCCGAAUUGCAACUUUGAGAAACCAAACCCAGCAAUUCCCAUGCAGGAGUGGAAUUUGAAGGUUCCUACGAAGUCAAUACCCUGGCCGAAAGGAAAAAGAUAUGCGAGUAUCAACAACUUCGGGUUCGGAGGAUCUAACGCCCAUGCCAUCCUGACAAAGGGCCCUUCAUUGAAGAGAGAUAUGCCCCCAGAUGUAGAGGAGAUCCUUAAUGGCAGCAUAGAUACUACUAUGAUCGACCCUUCGCCCCGGAGGGUAUUCCCUAUAUCUGCCAACGACAAGCAAGCUGUCCUUCAACGACUCAAGGGACUGGAAACCUAUCUUGAACAGCAGCCAGAGGCCUUCAACAUGUUUCUGAUGGAAGACUUGGCGUAUACGCUGGGUGAGCGACGGACUGUCUUUCCAUGGAGAGCAGCAGUGUCCGCAGCUUCUUCAACCGACUUAAUUGAGCAAAUAGCGUCAGCGAGUUUCAAGCCGGAGAGAGCGCCGGAAGAGCCUGUUAUCGGAUUCGUUUUUACUGGCCAGGGAGCGCAGUGGCAUGGAAUGGGGAAGGAACUCAUCACGAGGUAUACUGUCUUCGACGAGGCUAUGAAGAGGGCAGACCAAUACAUCCUGGAUUUAGGGGCGGGGUUUUCAAUUAUCGAUGAAUUAACAAUGGAGGAAGAGUCUCCGCUGCUCACGGACCCAUGCUACAGUCAGGCGUCAUGCACAGCGAUCCAGCUAUCCAUCACGCAGCUGCUCAAGUCAUGGGGAGUUGUUCCAUCCGCUGUGAUUGGACACUCCAGUGGCGAGAUUGCUGCCGCAUUCGCCGCUGGGAUCCUGGAAUUUGAUGACUGCAUGCGAAUUGCAUAUUCCAGAGGUGCGGUCGCAGGGAAACUACGAGAAGCUCCGGUGAAGGGAAGCAUGAUGGCGAUGGGGAUUUCCAAACAAGAAGCAGAGAAAAUGAUAACGCAGAUCCACAGUGGGACUGUUGUUGUUGGUUGCAUCAACAGCGACUCGAGCGUUACGGUUUCUGGCGACGAUCAAGCAAUCAAUGAGUUGCAGACAUUGGCCGAGAACCAAGGCCUUUUCCAUCGGAAGCUAAGAGUCGAUGUUGCGUAUCAUUCUCAUCAUAUGGGCCUCGUCUCUGCACCAUAUCGGAAAUUGAUGGGAGGUAUUCAACCGCGAGAAUCACACAUCCAAUUUUACUCCUCUCUACAUGGCCGACAUGUGCAGUCAUCUGAGAUCAAUGCCGAUUACUGGGUCGAGAACCUCUUGUCUCCUGUCAACUUUGUAGGGGGUCUCCGGAGCCUCCUCGCUGAAGGAAAGUCUCGCCCUGAUAAACCUAUCGACACCCUGAUCGAAAUCGGACCUCAUUCAGCGUUAGAAGCGCCAGUCCGAGAAACUGUUCAAGGAUACGGCAGAGGAAUGAACGUGAAGUAUUUGCCCUGUAUUCGGAGGAAGAAGAAUGCGGUCGAGACAAUGCAACAGCUAGCAGUUGGAUUGUUCAUGCGAGGGCUAAAUAUCAGCUUUGGUGCUAUCAAUACUACUGGAAACUCUAGGAGACAACCUAGUUUGUUAACGAACAUGCCGAAGUAUCCUUGGGAUCACUCAGUGAAAUACUGGCAUGAAUCUCGAUGGGCGCGGACUUUAUCCCACAGGCAGUUUCCACGAAGCGAUAUUUUGGGCAGUCUUUCUGUCGACUCAGUGUGUACUGAGAGUAAAUGGCGAAAUGUGAUUAGGGUUGAUGAUCAUCCAUGGAUUCGCCAACAUCAAGUGCAAGGCAAAAAUGUAUACCCGCUGGUCGGAUAUGCGGCCAUGGCUAUUGAAGCGCUUUGCCAGUCCGCAACGCUGCGGAACAUCUCCAUCGACAAUUAUUGCCUCCGCGAAGUCGCGGUUGAAAAAGCCCUCGUUAUUUCCGAAACCUCCACAGUGGAAAUGAUAACAACGCUACGACCAUUCGCCGAAGGGACACGAGUUUCAUCUGAAGUCUGGUUUGAAUUUAGAGUAUCUGCUACCUCUGAUGGCCGAGAAUGGGUGGACUAUUGCCGAGGUCUGAUAUCCGGCGUCAAAGAAAAAGAAUCGAAUCCAGUUGAUGGCUCUCGCCAACUAGAAGAAAGGGCGCUUGAUGCAAAGCAUCGGAAAGCAAUGGUAGCUUCUCCAGCCAUGGCUCCGGUUGACUCGGAGGAAAUGUAUCAAGUCCUGGCCGCUAGUGGAAUACAGUAUGGAAGCAUAUUUCGCGGUAUGACACACAUCAUGGCAUCAAAUCACCAUGCUGCAGCAGAUUUCAGCGUUCCAGAUACGAAGUCGGUCAUGCCAGAUGGGUACGAGAGCAGCUACAUUUGGCACCCGGUAACGUUGGAUCUCUGCAUCCAGCUAAUGUGGCCUCUGGUGGGCUAUCGGGGCCCAGGUCAAAAACAGCUGUACCUGCCUACAUUUGUUGGCUGUCUUUAUGUCAGCGGCAACGGCAAUCGCCCAGCUGGCGAUCGUCUUAAGCUGUACGGUUCCCGACCUGGGAGCCUGCAUCCACGCCGUCCGGCUGUUUUGGACAUCGUCGCUACCCAUGGCGCAGAUCCUAGCGACGUGCUUAUCCGGAUGGACAAUGUCAAAGCCACGCCGCUGAUUGACCAAACUGCCUGUCUCAAUAUCCCAAUAAAGAAUCAGUGCUACAAGAUCCUGCAAGCGCCCAGCUUUGGCUUUUUGAACUCGCGUUCCCUUGUUUUGCUAGAGCGCCCUAGCACCCCAAAGUCAAGCGAGCUACAAAUGGUCCGUGUUCUUGAACAAGCCUCCUUUUACCUCUUGGAGAACGCAUGGAACAAACUCAGUGCUACAGACCACGCAUCUGUCAAGGGACAUUAUCACCAUUUCCUUGAUUGGAUUCGACAGAAACGCCACCAAGUAAGAGCGGGAGAUUUGCCUCUUCAAUGUUACGACUGGUUGAACUGCAAUGACCAAGAACGCAGAGCCCUCAUCAAAGAAACACGAUCAAUGGGAGUAGCAGGGGAGAUGAUAUAUCAAUUAGGUAGUUUGCUUCCCCAGAUAUUGCGCCGUGAGGUUGACCCAAGCUCGGUCAUGCGCGAGAAUGGCCUCCUGGACCGGUAUUAUCAAGAGCUCGAUUCAUUCCAUCGCUGCUAUAUUUCAGCUGCAUCGCUGUUAGACAAGAUGGCAGAUGAGAACCCAAAUAUGAAAAUUCUGGAAAUUGGGGCCGGUACGGGAAGUGCUACGCUUCCCUUUAUCCAACGUUUAGGCGGCGGUGAUACCCAGAAGGUUCCUCGCUUUAACCGUUACACCUUCACGGAUCUCUCAAGCCGAAUCUUGGGCGACGCAAAAGAGAGAUUCCAUGCUUGGGGAGACCUUUUGGAUUAUGAAAGGCUGGAUAUAUCCCGGGACCCAGUUGAACAGGGAUACGAAGAACAUUCGUAUGAUGUGAUUAUCGCUUGUCAUGUGUUACAUCUGACGCCCAGAUUAGACGAGACUUUGGCAAACAUACACAAGCUACUGAAGCCGGGUGGAAAGCUGCUGCUGCUUGAGGAAAAUAAUCAGCGCUUGAGGCAGUUCAUCUACGCUUUGCUUCCUGGUUGGUGGCGUAGCGAAGAUGGUCGGAUCGACGGGCCGUUAUUAGACAAGGCCUCGUGGAAUGCACUGCUCAGGGAAACGGGCUUCUCUGGGCCUGGACUCUCUCUCGAUGACUAUCCUGGUGCUCCUGAACAAUGUAGCAGCCUGGUGGUCGCCACGUCCCAGAAUGAUGCUGACCUGAAAGGGCGCCAAGUGACCAUUGUUUGCCCGGAGAGAUGCAGUACAUUUCCAAUUAAAGACCUCGCCCGCGAUAUUGAGAGCCUGACGGGUUCUCGCCCUGAAAUGGGCACCCUGUCCAGUAUCAACGCUAAAGGAAAGCUAUGCAUUUUCCUCGGCGAGUUAGACAGCCCCUUCCUGUCUCAGCUUGAUCAGACCAAAUUCGGCAUAAUUCAGAAUCUACUGCAGGACACAGCUGGUCUUCUCUGGGUGAUUCGCCCCGGAUGUAACAGUGAUAGCAGGCAUCCAGAGUCACACAUGAUUACUGGGCUUGCCAGAACCGUGCGCUCCGAAACGAGUCUUCCUCUUGUAACACUGGAGCUGGAGUCCCAAAAGUCACAGCCGGACCAUGGUGCAAUAAAACACAUUAUCGAUGUCUUCCAAAGCAGCUUUAGUGCUCAUUCAAACGCUACGCAACCGGAGCGGGAGUACAGCGUGAAGGAUGGGGUUGUUUAUGUGCCCAGAAUGGUUAAUGAUACCUCAUUGAACGAGUUUGUCCACAUACAAGCCGGGCGAAGCGGCCCAGAGCCCCAGCCAUGUAGACAAACGAGAAGGCCCUUGAAACUGGUUGUCGGUGAGCCAGGCGUUCUAGACACGCUUCACUUCACAGAUGACAAAGACAGAUUGGCCGAGCUGCCCGACGGCCAUGUUGAGAUUCAAGUCGAGUAUGUGGGUCUCAACUUCAAGGAUGUCAUGACUGCUAUGGGCCAGAUGAGCAAAGAUACUCUCGGAAACGAAUGCAGUGGUAUAGUUACUAAGGUUGGGAGUGACGUUGAAGGGCUUGCGAAGGGUGAUCGAGUAUGUGCGGUUUGCGAAGGGGCAUUUGCUACAUAUGUGUCCUGUCCAGCGACCAGCGUAUGGAGGAUACCCGAUGAUAUGGAGCUGAAAAUGGCAGCUACAAUCCCGCUCAUUUUCUGUACCGCGUACUACUCGCUCUUCGACCUCGGGCGGCUGGUGCAAGGUGAAAAGAUCCUGAUUCAUGCGGCUGCAGGUGGCGUUGGUCAAGCAGCAAUCAUUCUCGCGAAUAUGGUCGGUGCCGACGUGUUCGCCACAGUCAGCACCCCUGAAAAGAAACAGUUUCUCAUGAAGACGUACGGCGUGGACGAGGAAAGAAUCUUCUUCAGUCGCGACUCUUCCUUCAGGGAAUCUGUCAAGCGAGCUACGAAUGGGGAGGGGGUUGACCUAGUGUUAAAUUCUCUUGCUGGUGACAUGCUACGAGCUAGUUGGGACUGUGUUGCUCCAUUUGGGAGGUUUGUGGAACUGGGCAAAAAGGACAUUCUGAGAAACUCGCGCCUCGAGAUGUCCCGGUUUGAUGAUAACGUUUCAUUUUCUUCCGUUGACCUGACGGCCAUAACCGAAAGGAGACCCAUGGUUAUGAAACGGCUUCUUUCCAAUGUUUUCAAGUUGUUCGCAAAGGGCAUUGCACGGCCAGUAACGCCGAUAGCAUCUUAUUGCGUAUCAGACAUUGAAGCGGCGUUCCGCAGCUUACAAGGCGGACGUGGGUUUGGGAAAAGCGUUAUCGAGCUCCAGCCGGAAGCCUUGGUAAAGGUAUAUCCGCCCCAAAAGUCGCCAGUACACUUAUCAGCCGAAGCAUCCUACAUCGUCGUCGGCGGGUCUGGCGGGCUCGGUCGAAAUAUUGCAGAAUGGCUGUCUCAGCAUGGUGCAAAGCAUAUUGUUCUCCUAGCCCGAAGUGGAGACACAAAGCCAGACGUACGACGGCUGAUAAAGAGAGCAGAUAGCGACGGGGUAAAGAUGGUCGCCCCUCGCUGUGAUAUUAGCAACGCGUCGGACGUUAGGGCAGCCAUUUCUCUUGUUUUGCGGGAUAUGCCUCCUAUUCGCGGCGUCAUCUUUGGCGCAAUGGUACUACGGGACGGCUUAUUUGAAAAGAUGCAAUACGAUGAUUAUAGCUCCGUCAUCUCACCUAGAGUCAAUGGUCUAUGGAACAUCCAUAACACUCUCAGGGAGGCGGAUCAAUCACUUGACUUUUUUGUCAACCUUUCAUCAGUAUCUGGUGUUAUCGGGAACCGAGGACAAGCUGCAUAUGCCGCUUCAAGUACGUUUAUGAGUGCCUUUGCACGCGCCCAAAUCGCUGCCGGAUAUCCAUACACCAAUAUCGACCUGGGUCCUGUAAAAGGGAUAGGCUACCUCGCGGAGCAAAAAGGGACGGUAAACGAGGUCCUCGACACACUCGAAACCCAGGGAGUCGAGGAGGACGAACUCCGUGCUCUUUUGGCUGGAGCGAUUAGCGGCAAGCUCCUCAGCACAUGCAACGGCCACUGCAUCACUAGCCUUGAAAUCACAACCAGCUCGUCAAGCGAACAAGGCCCGUUUUGGAUGGUUGACCCUCGGUUCUCUCAUCUCGUGCGUGCCAGUAUCGCCAUUCGGAAGGCUUCGCAGGAAGGCGACGACAACCAGCCGACAACAGCAGCUGUGCCACUCGCAACUGCUGUCAAGAAGUGUAAUAGGCGGGCGGACGCUCAAGCGAUAGUUUUAGACGCUCUGUCUCGGCGAAUGUCGACCUUGCUCAUGGUUCCAUUAGAGGACAUAGUCCCUACUAAAUCGAUUGCUGCUUACGGGCUCGAUUCACUUGUCGCUAUCGAGGUACGAAACUGGGUUUUCCGUGAGUUGGAGGCAUACCUCCAAAUUAUGGAGAUUGUCAGCGCCGAGUCCUUGGCCUCUUUGGCUGAACGCGUGGUUGCUAAAUCCAAAAUCUUGCAACAUUUGACAGGCCGUACUGAGCGGGGCGAGUGA